Galendromus occidentalis (western predatory mite) is the source of this 1257-nucleotide messenger RNA. RefSeq names its product DNA damage-regulated autophagy modulator protein 1. The record is from RefSeq and is a predicted model, not a curated record. The coding region runs from base 158 to 1150 and encodes 330 amino acids. Lineage: Eukaryota; Metazoa; Arthropoda; Arachnida; Mesostigmata; Phytoseiidae. The transcript is spliced from 6 exons.
AUCGGAACAUACUCCGUCACUGCGGGCUGCGAAUAAUUUGAAACUGGAGCUCUUUUGCCAAGACAUGUCCAUUGCGAAGAGAUCGUGGAAGUCUCCAUCGAUCCGCUGUACUGGGACACCUUGCUGACCGCGUCAAUCGAGAACGAGAGCUCCCACUAUGGUCGGUUCCCUGACACACCCGCCCGAAAGUGAGUGCUUCGUGAAGAGUAUCGAAACUGACUCUUCAGAAGAUGCCUGGAAGGACGAAAGCGAGAGGAGCGAAGACGACGAAGGAUCCCUAAUUACGAGGCGAGUGAAAUUCCUGGAUAAAGAGAUGUCUCCAAAAACCGAGGACUUCGUGAGGUUCAGGAAAAGUUCUCCAGCAUCGAAAUCCGAUGGCAACAACCCAGAGCAAACUUCAACGCGACAUGUAGUGCUCUCGAAACUCCAAUUUCUACCGUACCUCGGCUUGACGACGGGCUUCGUGUCCAUCAUCGUACCUUAUUUACUAGCAGUACAAAGAGGAGAUGUACCUGCAUGGUUACCGUAUAUUUCUGACGCCGGAGGCGACCCACCGCAAGGAGCGCUCUUCUCACUAGGAAUGUGCCUCAUCGCUGUGAUGUUUGUCAUCGGCAUCUACCUGUGUUAUCUCAUCGUCGAAGCUCAGAAUCAUAAAGACUGCAAAUUUGUGUCGUGGUCGGGCAGAUUUCUCGUCUCGGCUGGCUUUCUGAUGGCGGUGGGUCUCUUCGGCGUCGCCACAAACCCUACCGGACAUCUCCGACGGGACGGAAAUUGGGCGUUACCAAUUCUAGUUCCUCAUCUCAUCGGGGCCGCUAUAUUCUUUGGGUCCGGAAUCUCGAUGAUGGCGUUGCUCACCUUCUCAACAUAUCUAGUUCAAAGACCGAACUGGGUCAACCGUGUCUUCAUCUCUCGAUCGAUAUUGAUGGCCGGUGCGCUCCUCGGUGGCAUGUUAGUUCUCGUUGGUCUCCCUCCGAUUUCGUCUCUCGAUAUGAUGAAACCGUCCCCGAACCACGGAAGAAUAUACCCUCCAGGAACAGCCGUCAGCGCCUUCGGGGAAUGGAUGAUCGUCGUGAUCUUUAUGUUCUUCGUCGCCACCUUCAUCCCGGACUUUUCAAGAGCUAAAGUCACUCUCGUAGUCGAUUACAACUAGACCAUUACGAAUCUCAUUUCCCCAAUGCUCACAAAUCAAGAACCACCUACUCGACGCUGUCAAGGCCAAGUAUCUUACUUUAUUGAGUGACCGCCCGUACAUUCUAU